AUGAAACUCAUUGAGGAACUGACAGAGUAUGGGAAAAUAGCAGGUUUAAAUAUGACUAAGACUAAAAUGCUGGUUAAAAAUAUGACAUCAAAAGCAAAAGAGGAGUUAACGAAGAAAUUAUCCAAACUGUCAAAAAAGUCAGAUAUCUUGCUGCAGCGCUCGGACUGGGACUCCCUGCCGGCCUACCUGCACUCCCUCCAGACGCUGCUGCUGAUGGUGCUGAAGCAGGGCUCCGGCCACCCCCAGGGGGACCACGGCCUCUUCCUCCGCUACCACAUCGAGGCCAUCACCAUCCGAGGCAUCAACAGCUUCCGCCAAUACAAGUUUGACAUGGGCGUGAUGGGCGUGACCUUUGAGGGAAUCUUCCGGAAGCUGAACAACCUGCUGGAGCGGCUGCACCAGUCCUACUUCUUCUACCUGCUCCCUUCGCUCUCCCGCUUCGUCUCCAUCGGGCUCUACAUGCCGGCCUUCGGCUUCCUCAUCCUCAUCCUCGUCCUCAAGGCCCUGGACUUGUGGGUGAAGCUAAGCAGCUUUGACAGUGACAGGAGCCAACUCUGCGAUGGAGACCAAGCUUCGAGUCCUGCUCCUGUGGAGGACCAGAGACCCAGCGUGCUGACCCUGAUCCCCCCGCUGCUCAUCUGCCAUGCCACAGGCCUGGCGCUGUACUUUAUGCCCGUCUGGGGGCAGAAGGUGGCCACCGAACACUUCCCGGUCUCUGAGUCGGAGGCUGUGGUGCUCACCAGCAUCGGCAUCUACGUGGCCGGGCUGGCCUUGCCCCACAACACACACAGGGUCUUGAUGGGCUCGGGGAGCAACCAGGGCUGGAUGAUGCUGAAGCUGUUUGCGCUGCUCUACCUGGCCAUGCAGCUCAGCUGCGUCGCCCUCAUCAACUUCUCCCUGGGGUUCCUGCUGACGGUCACCAUGGCGCCCGUGGUGGCGAUUGUGCAGCCCACAGGGCCCAGGUACCUGUACGCGGGGCUGCUGCUGCUGGUCACCCCGGCCGUCACUCUCCUCCUCUGCAUCUUCCUGUACCAAGAGCUGAUGGAGUAUCCCAUUUCGCCCCUGGAGGGCUGGCAGCGCUUCCUCCAGGUGAUUGCCGAGGGGCUGCUGGACCACUACCUCUAUGGCUCCAUCGUCUUUCCCUUCGUGGCCAUCUUCGUGUACCCCUGCUGGCUGCUCUUCUGGAACGUGCUCUUCUGGAAGUAGCUCCCCUCCCCCGGGCACUGCCAACCGGAGGCCAGCGAGGCCUUGAAGUGGACCAGGGAGGGGGAGCCCGGGGGCCCGUCCUGCACAGCAGCUGCUGGUGACCAGAGAGCUCUCCAAGAGGGCAAGAAGGUGGUGACGUUGAAGGUCUGGCUGGCUGCAGGCUGGGGCCCGCUCUGGACAGGCUGUAGAGGUUGGCUUGGGGCCCAGUGGGGCCCCUGAUUCUCUUGGCCUUUGCUGUGGUUGCAAUGAAGCCAGAAAGACUGUCCGGAGGGCAGGGAGGGAGGGGGGAGCUGUGGUUUGCCUGGAAAAGAUUUUGACAAAAUAAACACUUUGGAAGUUGU
Messenger RNA from Thamnophis sirtalis, 1547 nucleotides. Lineage: Eukaryota; Metazoa; Chordata; Lepidosauria; Squamata; Natricidae. The record is from RefSeq and is a predicted model, not a curated record.